AUGUGUGCGGUUUGCCAACUUCACCUCACUUGCCAAUUGUACACUUACCGAUCAAAUAGUCUCAAUCAAAAGAAAAGAAGAAAGAAAAAUCUGACGCGCAAAGUGCAAAGUACUCUGAUAAGAUUUGUCAGUGGCGGAUAAUUGGAGCCGGCGAGGAGACUUAUUGCAUCAGGACGCGGCGUUGUGAUCGCAAUGUUUGCGAAAUAGCAGCAAACAGCCAGAAGCUGGAAGCCGCUUCGGCGGCGAUCCACGCAGCCGAGGCGGACGACGGGAAAUCGAUGCUCCAGGGCGAGGCUGCCCUUCGUUUUAUUCUUCUCAAUCGUCUUUUCGUCAUCCGACUCCUUGGAUGA
Messenger RNA from Caenorhabditis auriculariae, 350 nucleotides. The record is from the annotation of a GenBank genome assembly. Lineage: Eukaryota; Metazoa; Nematoda; Chromadorea; Rhabditida; Rhabditidae.